CGGUGUCUACGCUAUGUUGUUGCAAAUGUACCUGUGAUUAUCCGCUAGCAAGCUGCCCAACGUUUCUCCUCUAAAAAUGUCUAAAAUAGAGUUUUUGAGAGUGUUUCUCAACCAGAGAUUGACAAUGGCAGCUGAGGAGAUAUUCGGCGUCGUUGAAGAAACAAUAGCAGAGUACCAGGAAGAGAACAGCCGUCUGCGUAGCAUGCUGGAUAUCGUUAUUAAACCAGAUAUACUAUUACACAGAAUAGACAUCCAACAGCCCACUCACCCUGUAUCUGAAAAGGAGGUUCUCCCUGAGCAGCAACACUGUGAGCAGGAGUGGAGCCCCAGUCUGGGGCAGGAAGACCCACAUUACAUACAGAUAAAAGAGGAACCAGAGGAACUAGAGUCAUCUUUGAAAAAUGACUCCAACCACCAGGACCUGACUCAGUCCUCACUUCUUUAUGAAACCCAAAGUGAAGACUACGAAGAGACGUACUGUCUUCCCAGCACAUCGACUGCACAGAGGAACUACUCUCUACACAGCACCUCCACUGAACAGAACAUGAUACAGAUCAAACCAGAACUUGAUGCAGAAGACAAUGGAGUAUCUUCUGCAGCUCAGAGUAAAAACAUGAAAUGUGUCAAAGGGGUAGAGAGUAGACCUCUUUCAGAUUCAAAGCAACUUAAAUCAAAGAGAUCACAGACAGUAAGAAAACAAAGUGCCUAUAUCCACUGUAAAUUUUGUGGAAUGUAUUUCUCCUACUUAGCUUCUUUAGUGAAUCAUGCAAGAAAGCAUGCACAGGACAAAGAAUGUCUAUGUGGUGUGUGUGGAAUACACUUCGAGUCCACAGAAAGUAUGUUAGAUCAUAUAGAAACCCACGUUGGAGCUAGAGUUUGUCAUGUUUGUGGUACAUUUUUCCCUGGGAGUGCUGAGCUGAAUGAUCAUAUGAAGGUUCACCCAGGGGAGAAAUCGUUUCGCUGUCCUGAUUGUGGCAAGUGUUUCAGAAAAAAUCCAGAUCUCACAGCGCACAAGAGGAUUCAUACAGGGGAGAGACCGUACCGCUGCCAGUUUUGUGGCAAAGGAUUCAGUCAGAGUGGAAACCUGGCUGUGCAUAUGAAGAGCCACUCUGGGGAGAAACCGCAUUGCUGCCCUGUUUGUGGGAAAUGUUUCAGCAGUAAAUCUUAUAUGAACACACACAUGAAGAUUCACACAGGGGAGAGGCCAUUUUGCUGUCGUUUAUGCGGAAAAUGUUUCAUAAGAAACCCUGAUCUGACAGUUCACAUGAGGACUCAUACAGGGGUGAAACCAUAUAAGUGCCAAUAUUGUGGCCAAGGAUUCAAGCAGAAUUAUCACCGGAAACUGCACAUGAAGAUCCACUUGGGAAAAACCAUAUCAUUGCCAUCUUUGUGACAUGUAUUUCAGCACUAGCACCCAGUCAACAGGCAUGAGAUUUCACAUGGAAGAGAAGGCGCCACUGCCAUGACUGGCAGAGGCUUUGCAUAAACUGGAAGUUUGGGAAUACAUAAUGACAAUGCACAGAAUACUUUAGUGUAGAAAAUACUGACUGUAGACCUUGUUUGUGAUACAUGUUUCACACAGCCGCUUUAUUGAGGAACGUUUUUACUUGCAGUGACUGUUAAUAUGUGGUUGUUUUACCUGUUUUGAAUACACUGACUAAGUCACUCUGGGUAAGUGUCAACUAAAUGACCAAAAUGUAAAUGCAAGAAAUUAAAUUGACACAGGAGAGAAACCGUGUCAUUGUUUUAUAAAAAACAUACAUAAGGCAAUGAUUGCUGCUAAAUGCUUAAAAUGGAUGAACUCCCCUAGAAGAUUCUUGUGAAUCAACAUUCACAAGAGGGAGAAAACAUAAUGACAACCCGACAAAAUACCUCAUGACAACAUGGCAGUUGUUCCAUAUAGGGAGAGUCUUUCAGACAA
Salvelinus namaycush (lake trout) is the source of this 1921-nucleotide messenger RNA. Its product is annotated as zinc finger protein OZF-like. Gene Ontology annotation, cellular component: nucleus. The record is from RefSeq and is a predicted model, not a curated record. Gene Ontology annotation, biological process: regulation of transcription by RNA polymerase II. The coding region runs from base 77 to 1393 and encodes 438 amino acids. The transcript has 2 exons. Lineage: Eukaryota; Metazoa; Chordata; Actinopteri; Salmoniformes; Salmonidae. Gene Ontology annotation, molecular function: RNA polymerase II cis-regulatory region sequence-specific DNA binding; DNA-binding transcription activator activity, RNA polymerase II-specific.